AUGGCUUCUCAAAAGCAGGAAGACACACGUAGUGUGUCUGAAUCCUCCGGCUUCCUUCCUCUUGGGCGACGCAGCUCUCGCGGCUCCAUGGCGACGACCCAAACCGAACGAGAGUCGAUAAAUGCGACGUUGGAUCACUAUCACAACACGGCUUAUCAGUCUGACACACUGACCUUGUUCAACGAGUUCACGAGUCCACCUGCACCCGCCCCUGCAUCUGACGAGAAAGGACUGUCCGAGGAACUACAAGGCGGUCUCAGCGGGCUCUACAGUCGAUUUCGAACGUCCGUUGGUGGGGUGAGAGAUAUUGUCAGUGGUAGUGGCAAGGCCACAGACAAGGGUGCGACUGAAACCCCCGCAGCCCGGACUCCUGUGUCGGAUCGUUCGAUGGUCAAAUCUGUCUCAGAUCAAGCCACCACCUCGGCUGAUUACCCACCGUCACAGCCCAACUCGUCGCAAGGGUCAAGACUCCACUCGCCCGUUGUGUCGCAUUUUCAACCCCACCAAGAACCAGCACUACCGUCAAAUUUAGGAAAAAGGUCCAGAAUAUCUUCAAAGAGUGGCAGCAUAUCUUCCAAAACUUCCGUGUCCCCGUCCCCCGGCCUUAAGUCUAGCAUAGCGCCGCUAACGAAGGCCAGCGGUGGUUCCAUCGCAGUGGACCCUGCAGUCACCCAGCUACAUGUCAAUGUCGUUGGAAAUGCAGAACGUUCCAGUAACAAUUCUGUGAAUGUGCCGUUCCAAACAACACAUAAUGCAGAUACGACAAGUAUCGGCAGCAGGGAGGGGGCCGUGGAUCUCUCUAUGAGCCAGACAUCCUCGCUUCUCAGCCAGAAUCUUUCUGGGUCGCCAGUUCUAUCUGCGAAGCGACAUGACAGUUACCAUGAGGAUCAGGGAUCAUCCAAUCCAAAGGAAUUGGGUUUCUCGGCAUCUCGCGCGCCAGAAAGUCGGUCUCGGGGGUCGACCUCCGUGACGGAUCAACAAAGACAGUCUGAAAGCGCGUCUCAGUCAAUUGGUACACGGAAUUUCACGCAAACCGAGCCGGCGCAGGGCCAUAUAUCCCAACAACCAAGGGAGAGAUCAAGCUCACGGACAUCUUUCCGCUAUGACGAUCCUAAAGGAUCAAUUUCAACAUUAAAUAGUCUUUCGGGACUUUCAUCUCACGACGAAGACCCCGAUCGUAUUGAUCAAUCUGCAGUAAAUGCAGCUGCGCCUCGCGAGGACGACAAAGCCAAAGAACCACUGAGAACUUCAGCUUCCGAACGAUCCAACGAGAAGCCAAAUGCGGCAACUCGGACAGGACGACUGCCUGGCUACAUGAUGUCACGAACUUCCACUGCUGAGACCACUACCACAGUCUCCUCCUUGCCCCCUUUAAACACUGCAGUCGGGAGGGCUGAUGGUCAAUCUCUACAGGCCAAGCGCCGACCACCACCUGGAGACAGCGGUGUUGUAUCGGAGCUGCGAAAUAGAUUGCUUAGCAGGGAUUUCUGGAUGCGUGAUGAGAACGCCAAGGAUUGCUUUCAUUGCGGAGAGCCUUUCACGACGUUUCGCAGAAAACAUCAUUGUCGGACGUGUGGUCAAAUUUUUGAUUCGAAAUGUACACUUCUCAUCUCAGGAGUAAGGUUUGGACAGCAAGGUAGUAUUCGAGUUUGCAACCCCUGCGAGAAGAUGAUCAAUGCCCACGACAAUGACUCUUCGGACUUCUCCGAUAGCGAGCAAAGCCCCGUUAUCGCUAAUCCUCGAGUCUCUGAACUCAGCUGGGGAAACAGUGGACGCCCAUCUUUCGAUGACGAUGAUUCAUCCUCCGUUGUGUCACAGUCAAUUGACCACAUCUUGAGAACUCCAACCAUGGCUAUACCGGCCACACGACGGGCAGGAGAAGGCCACAAUCGUCGCUCGGCCGUGCUUGAGAUCAACUCCGAUCGCCCUUUAGCACGACCUACCUCGUCACGCUCACUGCGCUCAUCACUUGGUGGAAGGCCACAUUCCAUCAGCCACAAGCGUCAUCACUCUCGUCAGCAAUACAUUCGGGGGUAUAAACCAUACCAUGAAGAUCGAGCUCCCUUCCAACGUCGACAUGCAGAUGACUUGGAUCCUGAAUCCCGGUUGCCUGCGUUCCAUAAAGACAACAUCAUCGAUCCUGAUCUUGCGCAAUAUCUCUCUGACGACGCAUCGAGCGGUGAUGAACAACCAAGUCUCUUGUCUGCAGUUUCCGAAGGCGCAUUGUCCAAGAGUGGUGGUGAAAAUGAAAGAGCAUCGCUUGGCGGAAUUCUCGCAGCCAUGAAGAAAGGCAGAUCUGCAUUUGGAGAACGUAAUACGCUCAGUGUCAAUCGAGAUGGAGACGAUGCAAGUCUCACCAGCUCAAAGGCCGUCAAUCUUCCCCGGUUCUCUCGCCGCCGCAAUCUUAGUGUCGCUAGCAGUGUACACCCUCGCCAGUCACCUAGAGCUUCGAAGGACAGCAUGUUUCUCCAUGACAUCUCGGUGCCAGCCAUUUCUUUGCCCACGGGUCCAAGGGAGGCUGGUUUUAAAAUGACACGCAGUUCAUCAAUGAGGGGAACCGACGCCCCACCGGUUGAGCUGAAUAGAGCCAGCUUGGAACAUGUUCGGAAGCUUCUUCAUCAGCUGCUCGUGGAAUCCGCGGUGCCAAACGGAGCAGGCUGGGAGAACGCCCUUAUGCCAAUACUAUUGAAAGCUGCCGACGAAGUGGAUCCGAAUGUCCAGCAUGGCGACGACAUGGAUAUCCGCCACUACGUGAAACUGAAGAAAAUUCCAGGUGGUCGUCUUGGUGAUACUUCUUACGUAUCGGGUCUUGUUUUCACAAAGAAUCUGGCUCUGAAGGGCAUGUCCAGAAAUAUCUUACGCCCAAACAUUCUGAUCAUCACGUUCCCUCUGGAGUACGCACGGCAGCAACAUCAUUUCAUGAGUCUUGAGCCCGUGAUUCGACAAGAGCGUGAGUUUCUAGAAAAUUUGGUCAGUCGAAUAUCGGCCUUGCGUCCCAACCUACUCCUAGUUGAGAAGAAUGUUUCCGGUCUGGCUCUUGGCCUUCUGCAGCAGGCUGGAAUUGCAACUGCUUACAACGUGAAGCCCUCUGUCCUUGAGGCUGUUUCGAGAUGUACACAAACCAGAAUCGUGACAUCUAUGGACAAGCUGUUAACAACCACCCUGCAUAGUGAAUGCAGUAGUUUUGAUGUGAAGACUUACGUUCACUCUGGGCGGAAGAAGACCUAUAUGUACAUCUCGGGUUGUCCGAAAGAGCUGGGGUGUACCAUUGUCCUGCGUGGUGGCGACAAUGAAGUCCUUGACAAAGUGAAAAAAAUCACCGAGUUCAUGAUCUAUGUUGUUUACAACCUUCGCCUGGAAACAUGUGUCAUGCGGGAUGAGUUCGCAAAGAUACCAACCUCUCCGACAGAGACAACCCUGGUUGUCCACGAAAAGGACAUGAAAGGAAAUCCACAAAUCAUUGUCCAUGAAGGCGACCCUCGCCCGACAGAAUCCAAUGCUGCUCCAUCGGAGAAAGAUGAGAAAGAUGAGAAAGUGGUCGAUGGCUCUGAUAGCCAGCUCCUCGUGACUGCCGAUACCCCGGAAGUUCCAGAUGAUGUCCCGAUGCCAACAUACUACGACGAUAUGGUUCGGGAUCACCAAACUAAGAUUCUUUCUGCUUCUCCCUUCGUCAAGUUCGAGCCUCCGUAUCUUUUGAUGCGUGCGCGAGAAAUGGAGCGUAGAUUGGCUUAUUUGAAACGUCUUCGAGGACAAGACGACAACUCCGAUGAAAUCGCAGAUGAGAAAGCCAGGCCCCAGAAGUUCGUCCUCAUCACGCCAGAAAUGGCCCAUCAAUCGCCACAAGAUGCGCCGACAAAGGUUAAGGAAGUCCUACGUGCUGCUCAUGAAGCCGAAUAUGACCGAGCAUUCUACCACUAUCAAACUCAAAAGCGCCAGUGGGAGGCCUAUGUGUCGGGCAACACAAGCAUGUUCGAUCCUUAUGCACACCAAAAUAUUGUUAUUCUCUACAGCCUUGUCUGCACCACAACAUCAAUUCCAUGCUCUGGGCCGGAUCUUUUUGCUCUUGAAUUUUACAACGAGCAUGGAGACGACACGAUUGUUGAGUCGGACCUUGCCCUGGGACAAUACGUCGAAGACCUUUGUCAGUCGGCGAACUCUCCGUGUGAUGUCAACGGCUGCGAAAAGCGCAUGUUUGAGCAUCACCGCCAGUAUGUUCAUGGGGAUGCUCAAGUCAGCGUCUUGGUCCAACCCCAUCCUUCUAAGCUCCGUGGGCUUCAGGAUGUCGUGCUUAUGUGGAGCUGUUGCAAAAUUUGCGGCAACGAAACUCAAGUCACGCCUAUGUCUGAAAGUACUUGGAAAUAUUCUUUCGGAAAAUACUUGGAAUUAUCCUUCUGGGGUCGAAAUUUGCAUGCUCGCGCAGGGGUGUGUCCCCACGACCUGCAGCGAGAUCAUCUACGCUACUUUGGGUUUAAAGAUGUUGCUUUGCGAGUUCAGUACGACCCCAUCCGUCUGCUUGAGAUUAUAGUGCCACGGCCUCGUGUCACCUGGAAGGUAGACAAUGACCUGAAGUUGAGAAACAAGGUAUACCUGCGAACCGAGCAACGUCUCGAAAAGUUUAUGGCCUCUGUUCAAGCUCGUUUGAAAGGUAUCAACGUCGAGAGUGUGGUCCCUGGGCUACUGGACAGAUGCAACCAAGAAAUUGAUUUCUUGAUCAAAAAGGGACACGAUGACCAUAUCUCUUUGGUUCGACAGUUGCAAGACGCAUACACAAAUUCCCGUUACUGGGAGAUCAUCCCGUUGAAUGAAGUCCUUCGUGCCACUCAAGAAAAGGUUGUUGAAUGGGACACAACGUUUUCCGAUUUCGAGAAAAACUUCUUCCCAUCUGAAAAGGAUAUCAAGCACAUGGCCACGCUACAGCUCAAAAAGAUUUUCCUCGACAAAGAUGCUUCCAUGAUGCCAGAAGAUGCCCUUCAGACACCCAACGACAUGGAGGAUGAAAACAAUCAGGCAGGCGAUAGACCCCGAGUGAUGCGCCGUAUGACACUUUCUCCAGAGAAGGCACAGAAUGUUUUAGUCUCCGUCGUUGAGGAGCAUGCCGGCAAAAAGCAUCGCGAAGAGUCUCCUUCCCCUCCAACUUCAACCGAGGAAGCGGUCCUGCCUGUGGAUCCUGUGGAUGAAAAGAGAUCUUCCCCCCAAGACGAGGCUGUCUCUCAAGAAGAAGUCCGUCAUCUCGACUUGGCAGUGCCUGCUGGUCAAUCGGAGCGAGGCUCUGUCGAUACGGCGGGUAUUUCGAAUCAAUCGCCGGUCAACACUGCUCCUUCGGCGACAACACCUCCUGCUAGCAGCACAUCAAAACACACGGCUCCUCAAGCCCUAGGUGUGCCUGAACAAGGAGACGCCAUUGAAAAGGAGGAAGAUGGAGUCACUGAGUUGCCAAACACUCCUGUGCGACGGUCUUCAGCAAUCCCUAGACCUACCGAGGCGGCGUUUCGACGCAAUGGUAAGAUGCGAUCUCCUCCGCUUAUGCGCGCUCAAUCUCAGCCGGUCAAUGUGCCACGAAUCAAUAACAGUACUCCUCUUCCUGGGUUAAGAAUGGCCCUAACCAAUGCGAUUGAGCCAGAAAAGAAUCCAGUUGUAUCUCCAACGAAGUCUUCGGACAAGAAGUUGACAGAUCGAUUGGGACUGAGUUCUUUAAAGAAUGCUCGAUUCGCUUCUGGCCAUUCGCUCAUUCCACGGUCUGCUCCAAGUAAAAAGGGCAUAUCUCGGGUCUCAAACCUUGCUAGGCACUUUGAGCAAAUGAGUCGCGAAUUUGAAAAGGAGAGACAGCGUGAGAGACGCCAGCGAGCUGCGAAGGGCACUCAUUCACGAGCCUUCCCUCUGGCUUCUUCGAAGCCUAUUGUGGAAGUUUACCGCAACGUGAGGGAGGCUGUUGAAGAGCGUGAGCCACACGCUGAUAGUGACGAAUCACUACCACCGGCCCCAUUGAUCCCGACGGAUGACCUCAAUCGCAAGAGCGAUGAGCUUGUUCGCGAACCAACAAACGAGGAGCCCUCUCUGUCAAGGUCAUCGCCCCUUGAGCCUGGGAAUGCAGAAGAGGCGCCUCGUCAAGAAACACAACUGCCGUCUGACGGAGAGCCAGAUGAGCAUCAUAGUGACGAUGAUCACAACGCAGCUGAUGGGCUUCAUCCGGUGGAUUCUCACGAGGAGGUCAAGAACCCGACAGAAGACGACUCAGCUGAUUACAAAGAACUUCCAAAGCACGAACGCACAACUCUCUUGAAGAUGCUGACGAACUUCUGGUCUGAACGCUCUGCGAGUGGAUGGACACCUCUUGAAUACCCCCUCAGUGUUAUGGAUCAUGUCUUCGCCGAUUGCGACAUCAUCGUUCGUGAGGACGAACCAAGCUCCUUAGUAGCCUUUGCUUUGGACUCUUCCGAUUACAAAGAAAAGCUUUCCAGCAUCCAGCAACGGUACGAUGAGAUGGAGGACAAUGGAUCAGAGUAUGGCAAUGACCCCGAGGCUCUCAAGGAAGCGCAGGUCGAACAUGCACUCUUGCGCCCCACGGGAACACACCUGAAGUAUCAAUUCCAAGAGGGCCAGGCCAAGAUGCUGUGCAAGGUAUUCUAUGCCGAGCAGUUUGAUGCCUUGCGGAAAAAAUGCGGUGUGGCAGAUCGAAUUGUUGAGUCUCUGUCUCGAUGCGCCAAGUGGGAUUCAAAGGGCGGCAAGACGAAAUCCCUAUUCUUGAAGACGCUUGACGAUCGCUUCAUCCUCAAAUCACUGUCCACGAUUGAAACACAGGCCUUUCUCAAGUUCGCUCCAGCCUAUUUCCAGAUCAUGUCUGAGGCUUUGUUCCACGAACUGCCAUCGGCAAUCGCCAAAAUGUUCGGCUUCUAUCAAGUCAUCAUCAAGAACCCGGUCACGGGCACAGAGUUCAAUUGGUUUUUGUUGCUCAUGGAGAACCUGUUUUAUGACCGGGCGCCCACCCGGAUCUUCGAUCUCAAGGGAUCGAUGAGGAACCGCAAGGUUCAGAGCACAGGUGAACGAGAUGAGGUCCUCCUGGACGAGAACAUGGUGGAUUUCAUCUAUGAGACACCACUGUUUUCUCGUGAGCAUUCGAAGAAACUUCUCGCUCAGAGCGUGUGGAACGACACCCUCUUCCUGGGCCGCCAGGAUGUGAUGGACUACUCUCUCAUGGUCGCCAUUGAUGAAAGUCGUGACGAACUUGUGGUAGGCAUUAUUGAUUGUAUUCGCACCUACACCUGGGACAAGAAACUUGAAUCCUGGAUCAAGGACAAAGGGUUUGGUGGCGGUGGCCGCAAUCGCCCUACAGUGACCAGCCCGAGAGAAUACAAGGGUCGGUUCCGCGAAGCAAUGGCUAGAUAUGUGCUUCAAGCUCCAAGCUGCUGGCAUCAAAUCCAACCAACCUUGCAAUAUCGCCCUGACCACCAGGGCUUUGAACUUGAGGCUGUUGAUGGGAUUGGCUCUUUUGAGGACACUGGUUACUAG
This is a messenger RNA of Penicillium salamii, 7506 nucleotides long. Lineage: Eukaryota; Fungi; Ascomycota; Eurotiomycetes; Eurotiales; Aspergillaceae. The record is from the annotation of a GenBank genome assembly.